This is a messenger RNA of Hemibagrus wyckioides, 993 nucleotides long. RefSeq names its product trace amine-associated receptor 13c-like. The transcript has a single exon. Gene Ontology annotation, cellular component: membrane. The record is from RefSeq and is a predicted model, not a curated record. Lineage: Eukaryota; Metazoa; Chordata; Actinopteri; Siluriformes; Bagridae. Gene Ontology annotation, molecular function: trace-amine receptor activity. Bases 1 to 993 code for a protein of 330 amino acids. Gene Ontology annotation, biological process: G protein-coupled receptor signaling pathway.
AUGAACCUGACGGAGUUUAAUCAGUCAGAUCGCUGUGAGCAUUUCUCCUGUCCAGAGAGAUCUGUAUCUCCUGCAGUUUAUAUCUUACUGUACGUGUGUUCAGCUGCUGUGGUUCUGCUAACAGUGUGUGGAAAUCUGCUGGUCAUCAUCUCUGUUCUUCACUUCAAGCAGCUUCACACACCAACCAACAUGCUGGUGCUCUCUCUGGCCGUGUCAGAUUUCUUUGUUGGUGCUUUAGUGAUGCCAUCAAUGUUCAUCUGGACAAUUGAGUCAUGCUGGAUUUUUGGAAGAGAUUUCUGUACCGUUUUUUGGUUAAUUUGUGGUUUCCUCUUAAUUUCAUCAAUCUAUAAUAUUGCCCUGAUUGCUGUAGAUCGGUAUUUGGCUCUCUCAGACCCCUUUCUCUACAUGAACAGAGUCUCUGUGAGGAUCACUUGCGUUCUAAUUGUUUUUUCCUGGUGUUUGAUGGUGAUCUAUAUCUUAGCAUUCAUGUAUUUCAAUGGAAACUUCACAAUUUCUGUAAUGUGUCCUGGAGAAUGUUUCAUCAUUGUGAAUGAGUAUUGGUAUAUAAUCGAUCUUUUAUUUUCAUUUAUAUUUCCACUUUCUGUCAUAAUCAUAUUGUAUAGUCAGGUUUUUGUGAUUGCUAAGAAACAUGCUACUGCUAUCAGAGAGCUUAAUAAUCACACACGACCUAAAACACAGAAAAUCACCUCACACUCCAUGAAAUCUGAGAGAAAAGCAGCUAAAGUCCUCGGCAUUUUAGUGUCUGUGUUUCUGAUGUGUUUACUUCCAUAUUUUAUUUACAGUUUUUUAAGUAAUGUCAUUGAACUACAGAGAGAAACAUUUCAAUCCAUCUCAAUCUUAUUUUGUCUUAAUUCCACCAUUAAUCCAGUUAUUUAUUCUCUGUUUUAUCCAUGGUUUAGGAGGUGCAUUAAAUUAAUGAUAAGUCUGCAAAUAUUUCAAACAGACUCUGCAUUAAUAAAAGUCUUUUUAUGA